Harpegnathos saltator (Jerdon's jumping ant) is the source of this 5230-nucleotide messenger RNA. Its product is annotated as MAP kinase-activated protein kinase 2. The transcript is spliced from 10 exons. Lineage: Eukaryota; Metazoa; Arthropoda; Insecta; Hymenoptera; Formicidae. Bases 1014 to 2285 code for a protein of 423 amino acids. Gene Ontology annotation, molecular function: ATP binding; protein kinase activity. Gene Ontology annotation, biological process: protein phosphorylation. The record is from RefSeq and is a predicted model, not a curated record.
UCGUCAGUAGUCGGCAGGUCUUUUUUCCGCGCGGAACAGUGCGCGUUCGUGGCGGUCGUGCGUGCGUCCGUUGAAGCUUCACUGAGAUACUCCGUUGUCCGGCUCUGUGGCGGCACGCUGGCCUCACUUCAUCCUGACGGCGAGGGAGUAGUCACGAGACUCGGCCAGUGAACCGCGCGCGCAUCGCUCGUCAACGUCGCGCAACGUCGGACGCGUCGUUCACGAAACGCGGCGACGUUCGGGAAGAAGACGCGUCCCGCGAAUUCCGCACGCACGGUGCGACGGCUCCCGGGAAACGCUCCUCUUCGACGCGCUUCCUCGCGCUCGGGGAAACCGGGUGAACGGCGGCCGCGGAUUCCGGCCGCUGAUUCCCCCCGGGCCGAUCUCCGCUCUCGGCGUCGUCGUCGUCGUCGUCGCGGGGGUCGCGAGACGGGCGCCGCGCUGUUACGCCGAAUUUCGUGUGAUUGCGCGAACGUGAGAGAGCGGGACGAGAGGGGAAGGCGCAGCGCGCAAAUAAUGCCGGCAGGAGCUGUUCGGCCCGCGUGUGAUUCCUAUGAGUUGUGUUCCUGAGGCGGCAGGUGAACAGGCGCAAGUCGCCAGUUUUCAGCGCCGGCCGGCCCGAUAAUCUCUCUCGGCUUGACUUGGAAACAAAGUCUCGCCGAAAGACUCGGGGGAAAAAAAGAGAAAGACAGAGCGCCGUGGACGGACUAAAACACUUCUCCUAUCUCUCUCUCUCUCUCUCUCUCUUUCUCUCUCUUCUGGGUGGUUUCUUCUUUCGGUAACGCACACGCGACUGCUCUCGCUCACACCGCCUGCGUGUACGUGCGCGCGCGCGUGUGUGUGUGUGUGUGUGUGUGUGCGUGGCCGCCGCUACCGCCACACUUGCAUCUGCGGGAGGGAGCUCGUCCCCCCUGAGGAGCCUUCGACCUUUUGCCGCACGCAAGGGGGGUGAUGCGCUUUAGUCCGGCCCGACGAUUCGGGACUUAGCCGUGCGAAAAUCGGGAGCCGCACCGAUGCCGAAAUCGACGACUAAGUGGAGAUUCUGGAGGAAGUCGAAGAGGGCCGUUCUUGAGGAGAACGAGCAGAAGGAGAGCAAACGCAAGCGCUCGGAGCCGGUGGUGGUGACGCAGUUAAUCCUGCAGGACGACCGAGUGGCGGAGCAGGAGCCCAAGAGAAAGACGAUGGAGCAUCCGUUGGGCAACAAGGGCGUUGAGCCCCGGCUGCCGAAGGUCACGCCGAUCAUCGAGGAUUAUGAGAUCAGCAGUCACGUGCUGGGCCUCGGCAUCAACGGCAAGGUCGUGCAGUGCUACGACAAACAAAAGAGACAGAAGUACGCCCUUAAGGUCCUGCGUGAUUCUGUCAAGGCACGAAGAGAGGUCGAACUUCACUGGAAAGCGUCGGACUGCAAGCAUAUAGUCCAAGUGAAAGAUGUGUACGAGAACAGCUACGGGGGCUGCAAGUGUCUGCUGGUAGUUAUGGAAUGCAUGGAGGGCGGCGAGCUGUUUCAGAGGAUACAGGACCGACAAGACGGUGCUUUCACCGAAAGAGAAGCCGCGGAGGUGAUGUACGAGAUUUGCGCGGCGGUGAAGUAUAUACACGACAUGAACAUCGCUCACAGGGACCUGAAGCCCGAGAAUCUGUUGUACUCUAAACCCGAUAGCACGGGCAUCCUAAAACUCACCGACUUCGGCUUCGCGAAGGAAACUUUUUCGAAAGACAACACGCUGCAGACGCCAUGUUACACGCCUUACUACGUCGCCCCGGAAGUUCUAGGAACGGAAAAGUACGACAAGAGCUGUGAUAUUUGGUCGCUGGGAGUUAUCAUGUACAUACUAUUGUGCGGCUUCCCGCCGUUCUACAGCAUGCACGGGCACGCGAUGUCGCCCGGGAUGAAGAAGAAGAUACGGCAAGGACAGUACGACUUCCCCUCGCCGGAAUGGUCGAACGUGAGCAAGGAGGCGCGGAAUCUUAUCGAGGGUAUGCUCUGCAUAGACCCGGCGCAGAGGUUGCAGAUCGACGAUGUGAUGCGCAACAAGUGGAUUGCCAGAUACACAGAGGUGCCCGCCACUCCCUUGCACACUGGGCGCGUUUUACGCGAGGGCGAGGAGUCUUGGCCUGAGGUGCAGGAGGAGAUGACGCGAUCGCUGGCGACGAUGCGCGUGGACUACGACACGGCGCGAUUGAAGCAGCUCGACCACACGAACAAUCCGCUGCUGAACAAACGGAGACGCGCGAAAGAGGCGAACGCGGUGCCGCCGGCCGCCAGCCCGACGGCCGCCUCCUAGGAGGAGGACGCUGCCAUCUUCGGAACCAGACGGAAGUGGAUUGUCUUCUUACGUAGGUGCGUCCGAUACAGCGUGGUCACCACGAGAAUCGUUUUCUGACUGCUACAUCUCACCAAGCGCAAGGGAUUCCAGAGUAGGAUAGUCGAAAUAGUGUCGAAGGGUGCUUAACUUAGACCGCCGAUAUGCGCAGAAGAGGCGUGUACCGUCACGCUUAUUAGCGUUUGAUUAUUAGAAACGCUGUGUGUGUGUGUUAUUAUACAUACACACAGAUACACAUUACUUCUGUAUAUUGAACAUUUUUUAAAAUAUGCUAACCGCGUAAAACCAACUCGUACGCGCGAACAAAGAGCGAGUCACACAAUUAUCGGUUAUUAACGAGAUAUUUCAUCGGGCGCUUGUUAGGUCAGCUCCCGCCAUGGUUGUAGGCUUAGUAAUUAUGAUUAUUCCAAUAUAACGGCCUUUAGAAAAAUGGCCUUGAGUUGACAAAUGGUACACCACUUAUACGUAUCUUUUGACAAAAUCUGACCUGCUCGCCUACCACGGUUCAUCGGGAAAAUUAUCCGCUGCGAACCACUCCAUUUUACGUUUCUUUUUGUUUAUGUAGGAGUGUAAAAUAUCUAUAUGGACAUGGGAUAAAAAUAGAUCACUGUCACGCAUAGGUGACGUUGGUCUCUCGUGAAAAUCGAGGUCGCGUGGUGGCGAGCGUGUUAAACCGAUAGCACUUGCACUUGGAAAAAAAAGUACAUGUGCAACCAAGUGGAGUGUUGCUUCUCGAGUAUGUCUCUGUAUAUACAUAUAUAGUAGAUACGUUCUGAUGUAGACGUCGACAACAAGACGGUCGUUUCGCAGAUAUUACACGCGAUUUCUGCGCAAACGUAAAUGCAAAUACAAUAACGUACAUGCUAUUUACCGUGCGCUAUGCGUUACGACUAGCUGCAGCGAUAGUUGCUCAUAUUUCAUUAUCACACUGGAGAAUUUGCGUGCUUAACCAUCAUCGGUUAAUCAAACGCGCGAUGUUUGUGUGUGUAUUUAUGCCGAUAAAUAUCAAGCGUAGUGAGUGUCAUCUCACGUAAUAUCGUCUUUGGUGCCCGUCCAGCUCGUUUCAAACGUACGCGUGUAUUUCCAAUUUCCAUUAUCAUUACCCACGUCGGUUCAAGAGAGGACCGAGCUCCCCGCUCGGUGUAGCUAUAAUAUAAUGCAAUCAAUUUAGAAGUUGAAUAAUUUCUAUUCCAAUAUACAUACAUAUAUAUAUAUAUAUAUACAUACAUACAAGUACACACGUAGUUAGGUUUACAUAUAUUUAGUCUCUGUGAAGGGUUUGUUAAACAGUCGCAGUGAGGGAAAUUGGCUCUCGAAGGAUUGCGAGAUGUAUAUUAUAUUCCGGGCACGAUAUUGAGGCUGAAUUUAACUCUUUGCGUUCCGCAGAUACUCUUGCGCGAUGUUGAAAAUUUACUUCGUGGAUCUCGCGUGCAGAUUCGUAACGUCUGUCAUAUAUUUCAUACUAUCAAAGUGAAUGGAAAAAGGAUUUAACAGUAAUUUGUUACAUAGUCUGUAUUCUUAAUUUAACACAAUGUUAUCGUUAUGGUGGAGUAGAACAUCGAAACCUACACACACUCACAAGGCUUGAAUGCAAAGAGUUAAGACCUAAUUUAAAAAAGAAAAAAGACUUAAUUUUUUAAUUUAACAAAUAUGACAUCUGUCAUAUGACGGAAUUCCCUUCGUAGAAUCUUAUGGGGUAGAUAUUGACUCGCAGUAAUAAUGUUCAUUAUAUGUUGUCGACGAUGUUUGGAAAAUGAAAAUGAAAAGUUUAACGUGAAGUAUCUAAACGUGAAUGUAUCAGUAGCCCUGAAAAGGUUAAAUCACAAGUGUUACAAAUCAUACUUCGUCCGAGAACGAUCGUGUGCUACGGAAUAAGUGUAGAUCAGUGUGUAGAUCAGAAUAUUGUAUCGUUAGGGAGAGAUAGUGAUAUAAAAAUUGUAUAUAUAUAUAUUUUUGUCCUAACGCGUUCCGUGUCGGACCAAUUUUAUGCGACUUGUCAUCAGUGCCGCGUGGCUCAUAUCGCGCGUGGGUGACCGACGCGGCACGGAACGUGUUAAUCUUGUUCACGUAUUUGUUGUAUAAAUAUUUACGAUUGUGCAAGGGAAUAAUCGUUAGAGGUUCACGUAAGAGAAUCAAGUGAAACGUCGGUCGAUUGAUUUUCGGCUAUGAAUCGCAAUAGAGGGAGAGAUAUAUUUGAGGGAAGAAAGAUGAGAGAGAUUUACGAUGUGCCUGUAACUCUGAUCAAGGAAAAAGAUUGCGUUUGAUCACGAGUGCGUUUUAGAGUAUACGGAAAGUGUCGCUAAUGAUGCAGCAUCGCCGCAAAAAGUAGCAGGUUAAUAUUUUAGAAAAAGAGAAGAGACACCGGUUUUUUUUUUUUUUGUUUUUUUUUUUUUUUUACGUCUCAAUAAUCACAGCCUGUGUAGAUGUGAGAGAUAUAUAUUCGUACAAAAUUUAUAUAUGGAAAGUCGUUCAAAAAUUCCAGGUAGUAAGAUAUAUCGUAUAUGAAUAGUAUAGUUUUUAAUCGUAUAUAGAGCAUACGCAGUUCCUCGUGUUCUUUACGCCGAUCGACGGGUUCAAUUAUUACACAUCUAAGAGAAAAAUGCAAAUAAAUAGUGCGGCCGUACAUGCUAGGUCAAUUUAAAUAAUCACAACUUAAACGGGUUCAACUGCAGUAGCGAAGUAUUUUUAUAAAUCUAAGGUGUGCCGGUUCGAUCUGCAUUUAAAAGAAUUGACAAUAAAUAUAGGUUCCCUCCCCUUUUAACUUUCGUCUCACUGUUACUCACGUCCGGUUGUUGUAGUUCUCAGCAUCACAAUGACCUCAAAGUCCGUGUAUUUUUAACCAUGUAAUAGUUGUAAAUUUCCAUAAACUAAGACAUGUUCACGAUUAAAAUUAAAGGAAAAAAAAA